GAGAGCAUGACCCUUUUUCAUAAAUGCUGAAUUUUAGUCAUAUUCAAUUUGCCCAAUUUAAGCUAUUUCUAUCUCACAAGUAACAAGAAGGUUAAAUUGAAGAACUAAGCAAUAACAUAGUGGAGUUAUUAUAAGUAUAAUUGUUGGCUUCAAAUUCAAGUACUGAGGUUUAUUUGCUUUUUUGGUUACUUCCGAGUUGUGGGUUUGUUUUGUCACCGCAAAAUGAGUGCUGAGGAAAAACAUGAUGCAGCUUCGUGCAAACGAACCGUUUCUCUUCCAGUUCACAUGGUUGAUGAUCCAAUGGGGGUAAGUGGCGAAACCUCACAAGUUCAUCAUUGUAAGCGACAGAAUCUUCUACUGGAAAUACCCUCCAGAACAUCACAAGAGUCUUCUCAGGAUUUUGUUGGAAUAAGGAUGCCACUGACACCAAGUCCAACCCCAACACAUAAGAGAGUGAAUUUUCUUGUGACUUCUCGCUCUGUUGAUGCUCCAAUUAACAAUAUUCCAGGCCCUUCAGCAUCAAGAGGCAAAUCAUCUAUAAGAAAUAUCUUACCAAAAUUGAGCCUCAUUGGAGCUCUAGAAGGUUCCUCUUCAGGCCCUCAAGAAAAGUCUUCAAUCCCCAGAUCAGUGUCCCUGACUAAGAUAUUUACAAAUAAGAUUAAGAGAACAUCAUCAUUACCAGUAGAAGAAAUUGGGAUUGCAAACACAGAAUCUGCUCUGGGUGGAAGUGUUGGUGGUUCUCCAUAUAGAGGAGAGACACAGGCGAUGAUAGCUCGCACUCGUUCAGAGCCUGUCGAUAACAAAGAAAAGAGCAUAAGAAGGACAGAUUUGUUUUACCGCGUUAUUCCUUCCACCCCUCGAGUAAAGGAAGUGAAUGAAUGCGUGACCACGUCCACAACAAUAGAUACUGCCUUUCUUGGUUCAGAAAAUGAUUGUGAUGGUGAAGAUAUAGCUGAAGAGGAAGCUGUGUGUAGAAUUUGCAUGGUUGAUCUAUGUGAAGGAGGUGAGACAUUGAAGAUGGAAUGCAGCUGCAAAGGUGAACUUGCUCUGGCUCACCAAGAAUGUGCUGUAAAAUGGUUUAGUAUCAAGGGUAACAAGACAUGUGAUGUGUGCAAGAAGGAGGUUCGGAACCUGCCUGUCACUCUCUUACGGAUCCAAAAUGUUCAAGCUCAGAAUACUGGAGCAAGGUCUCAGCAGGAAGAUGAAUAUGAAUACAGGGUUUGGCAGGAACUGCCAGUACUUGUCAUUGUCAACAUGCUUGCCUAUUUCUGUUUCCUUGAGCAGCUAUUGGUUGGAAAAAUGGGAACCAAAGCAAUUUUCAUAUCUCUUCCAUUUUCCUGUGUACUGGGGCUAUUCUCCUCCAUGACAUCAUCAACCAUGGUGAGGAGCAGGUUCAUCUGGAUUUUUGCGUCUGUCCAAUUUGCUUUGGUGGUUCUCUUCGCACAUAUAUUUUACUCCUUGGUUCAUAAGCAAGCAGUUCUGUCAAUCCUUCUAGCUGCAUUUGCUGGGUUUGGUGUAGUGCUGAGUGGAAGUUCAGUUCUUGUGGAGCUUUUUAGAUGGAGAAGAAGAUGGCAGGCUUUAUCAGAACAGCAGCAUGGUUCUCAGCUGAUAACACAAGAAGGACAAUACCCUCAAACUGUAAUACCGCACGUUUAGGCCUUCCCAACCGCACUCAAAACUUGGGUGCAAAAUCAACACAACACACAAAUCAGAGCUGAAUUGAUGUGUCUGUAUGGCUUCUUUCAUAUUGUUACCAAAUACCAAUCUAAAGGGAUAUGGGGUUGUCAUUGUAUAGCCAAUUAAGGCUCUGGCAGAAUUUUACUACUGUAAAUUCACACCAGACUUAAUUGUACAGCUUAUGUUUCUUUGUACUACUAAGCAUUUCAGCACAUCAAAAGGAGAAGGCUUAUAGUUUUCUUUUUUUGUAAUUUUUGGUGAGAGAAUAUGAUUCAGGAAAUCUAUUUGCAAAUAAAACAAUAAUGUGUUAACGCGCCAAUGCCGAUUGUAAUGAAUAAUG
Molecule: messenger RNA, 2017 nt
Organism: Gastrolobium bilobum
Lineage: Eukaryota; Viridiplantae; Streptophyta; Magnoliopsida; Fabales; Fabaceae
Exons: 8
Coding region: 223-1656 (477 amino acids)
Molecular function (GO): zinc ion binding
Source: RefSeq, a predicted model, not a curated record